This is a messenger RNA of Encephalitozoon hellem ATCC 50504, 1794 nucleotides long. RefSeq lists its product as uncharacterized. The transcript has a single exon. Bases 1 to 1794 code for a protein of 597 amino acids. Lineage: Eukaryota; Fungi; Microsporidia; Unikaryonidae. The record is from RefSeq and is a predicted model, not a curated record.
AUGGAUAGCAGGAUAUACGAGAUAAUCAAAAGGAAUGGAGACUUGGAAGAGCAGAUAGACAAGAUAUUAAGCGUUGUGAAUCCUUUGGGCAUCUCCGAGGUGAUAGCAUAUCUACUGAAGAGGACGAUGGACAUGUUCAGAGGAAAUCCUUCCUUUCAUAGAUAUCUGCUUAAUAGAAUGCCGUCUGAGCUUAUUACAAAAUUUGCUCCUGGCCUCUUGUCGUUUUACUUCUGUCUUCUCAAGGACCACAAGAUCAAGAACAUAGUAGUAAAGGCAGCAGUGGAGUCCAUAAUGUAUGUAUUAGGGUCUGUGCCAGGACUAGAUGGCAAUUCAGAGAAGAAGAUACACGAGUUCUUCUAUUUCCACAAGAGCCCGGAGUUUGAAAGCAUCUACAAGAUAUGUGCUCAGAAGUUUAGGACGAGGAGAAAGGUGUUUUUUAUUUCCGAGCUUCUUCUUCUUGGGAGCCCACUUGAGGACAAUGAUUACGAUGCGGUAAAUGAUAAUAUUGAGGAGAUAUUUUCGCCGGAUCUGGUCAGGAAGCUUUUAGACCAAGGAAAAUAUAGAAACAACGAAGAGAUAUUUAGCAAGCUUGUAUGUAUGUACAGAAAAGGAGAGGAUGUGUCUGAUAUAAUAUCCAGGAUCCAAGAGGGAUACAGUGUUAAGGACGGCGUGGUGGAAUUGUAUCCUGUGAAUGAGGAGACGACCGGGAAUGUCCUACAAACAAAUGAUCUGAAGAGGAUCGAGAGGUUCUUUAGGGAUGCGGACCAUAUUCCGAUGCAUGUUAAUGUGAUUGGCAAAUAUCUGGAGCUAUGCGAGUCUCCAAAGCAAGUUCUUGAAUGCAAUAUCUGCAGGAGGUUUGAGGUUGUAAGAAUGAUAAGAGAGGACUAUGAUCAGUUUCUUGAGUAUGCCUUUAACAGACUUGAAUCCAGUCCUAGAGUCCUGAUUAAUCUAAUAGGAAUUGAGUUUAGGCCCAAACUAGAGGAUUUUAUUCUCCAGUCCAUAGAAUUCAUCAGCAAACACAAUGACACAAAGAGGCUGUGCAUGUACUUGUGUUUCAUAAAGAUUGUUGUUGGAAAGGACUGCCUGAGGAGAUCGAUUCUCAGAAGGAUAUUUGAUGGGCUAGUGUACUUUGACAGUGAGGACUAUAGAAUCAGGUGUAUGAAGUACGAAAUACUCAGCGAGUUAUUUACACAGUAUGGCAUGAUGGAUAGGGCGAUUGAGGAUGAUGGCUGUUCUAAUAUGCCGCAUAAGGAGUGCGGUGUGGAAAGAAGAUCCCCAUCGUGUAAAGACAUCUCCAUGAGAAUAGAUACAAAUAACAUCGACGAAGAUAACGUAAAUGUGCUUGCAGCCACCGUAUGGAACGAGCUUGUGAUCACACCGGAUGAGGGAGAGCUUAUGGCGAUUUCUAUUCUACUCAAGAGAAUCAUAGACAGUACAGGGAUGUUUUAUGAGAGCAGAAUUGGUAAGUCGAGCUUUAUUUUGCAUCUUAUAGACAUGCACAAGAUAUCUAGGUUCAAUGAGACAAGAAGAAGAGUCGUAAAAGAGUUUCUUUGUUUGCUUGAAAGCAUGACAAAGUUCAGCCUCUCAAAAAAACUUCUUGAAAGGAUGUUUUUAAUUUCCUUGGACUACUUCCAUAUCUUUGAUACCAGCCACUUGAUCCAAGCGAUUAUAGGGAAUGACAGAUACUACUGCCUAUUUAUCCUCUACUGUCUAAAUAGAAGCAAAGAAAAGAUAUUGUCAAAGAAGCUUCUAGAAUUUCUCAAGAAAAGCCUGAAAGAUGCCCAUAUGCGGUAA